AAAUACACUCAUAUAAUUUUUAGAACUUCGAAAAAUUAGGUAUGAGAGAUAAAUUUGAGUGUGCAAGUAUUCUGUAAAAUAGGCCUACAACUUCUUUGGUCAGGUUUUCCAAGGAGUCCCCACUCCCCAAAUGAAGUGAUUUAUGUAAAGUUGCCUGAGCUCCGCAGCAGAAUUCAGAAAAUGCUAAGAAGGGGAAGUAGCACCAACGCAAGAACAAGGGAGGAAAUUUUGUACUGGAGAAACUUGAAUCCUUUUUUUAAAGUUGAUCUUCAUGCAGAUUUUCGUUCUGGACUGGAGAUUCCCCUAUAUUUCUCUGAAAAUGUGAAGGGGAAGUUACAUCAUAAUGUGGUUCUCAAGGGGCCGAGUGCCGAUAUUGAUACAUGGGAUGUUCAGCUUAAAACGAAUGACGACACAACUCGAUUUGUCGGAGAGGGUUGGCAAGACUUUGUGACUGCUUUCUCUUUGGAAGAGAACGACAGUUUGGUGUUUAAAUACAAAAACAACUCUUACUUCAAAGUCAGAAUUUUCGAUGGGAAAACAUCAUGUGAGAAGGAAUCAUCUCAUUUCGUCAUAAAAUCUGUCUCCAACAGAACAAAAGAGAGUUGCUCACCAGUUCAGAAUACCCAAAGCUUUAAGCAGGAAAUUGAAAGUGAAGGAGAAAAGAUCAGACAUAAUGAUUAUUAUAGCUCAAUAGUAGGAGGUUUAAAAGAGAUUGAAUCCGAUGACUCAGACGACCAACCUUUGGUAUUUCGUAGAAGAGAGAUACCAAAAAUAGUAGGAGGUUUAAAAGAGAUGGAAUCCAAUGACUCAGACGACCCACCUUUACUAUUUAGUAGAAGAGUGAUACCAAAAAUAGAACCAGAAGGGGGAUAUAUGUAUCCUCUGCGAAGCAGGGAACAUACAGCGAAGGAGAUAGAAAGGGUCAGGCAACAAGCAAAAGAGAUACAAAGGCUCACAAAAAAUAGCUUUUUUGUAGCUUUAUCACGCUCACAUGUUUCUGGAACGAUGAAGUUGGGUAUUCCAAAACAAUGGUGGAGUGACUUUGUCAAGGCCAAGAGUAGUAAACAUUUGGUACUCCGUCUGAAGGAUGAAUUGGAUUAUGACCCACAGUUGUAUUUCUGCUGCUAUGAUGGGUCGAAUUCUAGUGGAACAAUCACUACUGGCUGGAAAAACUUUGUUCAGAAGAAUUCCUUGUAUGAAUUUGAUUGUUGUGUCUUCAGUAUCGAUAAGCCAUUGGAAGAAAACUGUGUUUUUAUUCCCUUGGAAGUUCAAAUCAUACGCGCUAUGCUUCCAUAGAGAUUGAAUUAAGUUCUUCAAUCUGAUCACAAAGUUGUAGAUGUUGGAAAGUAGGCGUACCAAAGAUGAUAUCUGCCUGAAAUCUUUUGUGUUUUGACUUACACAGUAGGUCUACUCAUGCACUUAUAUAGCUAACUAUAUUAGAUCGUCUCCUCUCAAAAAAAAAAUCGUCUAGUUACGGAUUUUGAUUUACGCACAAGUUUUGUUGCACACUGGUUGGAUCAUUUUGUUUUUUGAUCAUUGUAUAUGAAUAAUCCGUUUUCUUUUAA
Molecule: messenger RNA, 1565 nt
Organism: Beta vulgaris subsp. vulgaris (sugar beet)
Lineage: Eukaryota; Viridiplantae; Streptophyta; Magnoliopsida; Caryophyllales; Amaranthaceae
Product: B3 domain-containing protein REM16
Exons: 6
Coding region: 181-1296 (371 amino acids)
Molecular function (GO): DNA binding
Source: RefSeq, a predicted model, not a curated record